CAUUGCAUCAAUUCAUAUAGCAGGCUUAAGUUAGCCCAAAAAUGAAGAGGGAACCAAAUAAUCCAACUCCCUCAUCUAACUACAUACCUCUCAAAAAUACAAACCAUACAUAAACCAAACCUCAAAAACAGAUACACCAUCACCAUAUCCUAAUAUGGAUCAACCAAAGAAACCUAACAAGAUCAGAGACAUAGUUAGACUUCAACAAGUCCUUAAGAAAUGGAGAAGAAUAGCCAAUGCUUCAAAAACAAGCAACAACAGUACUACUAGUAAAAGCAUAAAGUUUCUCAAAAGAACACUCUCCAUGUCCGAACGCGAAGGAGAAAGAUCGAGCAACGUUGCGGUUCCAAAAGGGUACCUAGCAGUUUGUGUUGGUGUAGAACUUAACAGGUUUGUUAUCCCAACUGAGUAUUUGACUCAUCAAGCCUUUCAUGUAUUACUCAGAGAAGCAGAAGAAGAAUUCGGAUUCGAACAAACUGGUGUUCUACGAAUUCCUUGUGAAGUUUCUGUGUUUGAGAGUAUCUUGAAGAUGGUGGAAGGAAAAGAUGGAUUUUCUACUCAGAAAUGUAGUUUUGGUAUUGAAAAAAUGAUGGGAUACUGCUCAUCAAACCAGCUUGGUUAUUAUCAUCAGCCUCAUAGUCCUAUGUGCAGAUAGUCUGUCAUUUGACAAUUUUAACCAUUUUUUUUUUAUCUUUUGCUAGCAACUUAUGGAAGCCAAUCUAUAUAUGUAUUAAUUAUAUAUGAGAAGCAUACAACUUUUAUUGUCCAAA
This is a messenger RNA of Vicia villosa (hairy vetch), 770 nucleotides long. Its product is annotated as auxin-responsive protein SAUR71-like. NCBI's taxonomy places the organism in Eukaryota, Viridiplantae, Streptophyta, Magnoliopsida, Fabales, Fabaceae. The transcript has a single exon. Gene Ontology annotation, biological process: response to auxin. The coding region runs from base 155 to 655 and encodes 166 amino acids. The record is from RefSeq and is a predicted model, not a curated record.